AUGAACGAUACCACUGAAGAUUUGCUCAAGCUCUUCUUGCAUGGCGUGGACACCAUUGAAAACAUCCAUGCAUUCUUACAACAGUCUAUUCAAAACGGCGUUUCUCCCGAUGCUUGCUGUGCCUUGGUAUUUCCUCUCUUUCUACAUGCAAUCAAGCGCCCCGCAAACCAGCUUCAAGUGUAUGUUGAUAUCUUGGUAGACAUUCACUCUUAUUCGAGCCAGUGUGCUAUGAUGGACGACAAUAUCAUUUUUAAAGACGUAGCCGGCAUACUCCAUGAAUCCUUACAUUUGUACCAAACAGAAGGCGACUUUACAACAUUAUUCGACAACGCAUUAGGCAAGGAUCAAAUCAUGCGAGUUAUAACACUUGCAAGCACUGCUUGCUUGGAUGUGUUGAGAUCAUUCAAUGGCUCAGAGUCAGAACCUCUCUGCGACACAUUAUGGCAUCUUAUUCCCAAAUCAAUCAAUAUGCUUGUAGCAAAGGUGGAUGGACAAAAUAUUGCUGUCAUUACCAAAAUGGCAGCCAUUGCCGAGUCCUUGUUGUGCCAAAAUCUCAUCACCCCUACAGACGAUGAAGUAUCUUUCUUGCUGAACAGCAUGGUCGCUGCUACUUUUAAAUGCAUCAUGUUUGCUGAACAUGUCAACAUUGUCGCAUCUUGCGUCUCGGCAGUCUGUACAGCUGCCCCUGAUCUAAGCCUGCCAUAUACAUCAGACUUAUCAGACCUUGUAAAUUCGUUGGCGGCCUCCCUGGUCCACUCCAACAAUCACACCUUGUGCAAGGCUAUGUUUAAUGUCUCUUUCUUGCUGGCGAGAAACAAUGCUGUUACACCUUGGCUCUCUGACUUUGAUACCAUCCAAUACGACGAUCCUGAAAUUGAACUGCUCAAGGAAAACAUUGCCUCUGCUCAUGCCGCUCCUGUUGACCAAGUGGAUUUCACACAAGUUCAAGAUAUGGCAGUUGUGUAUGAUAAUUAUGAAGCCAAGGCAAGCGACAUCAUUACUAAAUUGGUCUCUAUUGAAAAUGGCUCGGAUGAGUGCUUUAUGUUACUGAACAAUCUUGAAUACCUGGCUGUCCACUCUGAUGCCAGUUCUGUCGAGUCCAUGUGCAAACCUCGUAUGAAGCAAAUCACUGAAUACGUCACUCAGCUUCUUCUCAAGGACCCUGCUAUUGCUACUGCCAUCGUCAGCCGCAUUGGCUAUGAACCCUCCGAGUUCCUCAAAAAGCACCUUCAUUUCGCAUUACCCUAUGCUGUGAUCUAUACCCAGGAUCAGGAUGCCUUGCUUGGUCUCUGCAAUGUCUUUGAUCAAUCUCCCAUUGAUUUGGUUCGACAAGGAGCCAGCGAUAUUGCCAUUGCCAUCCUCCUCGAAGAAGACUCAGACGUCCAACACGCUGGUGAAAGAAAACUGAUUGAGAUUUGUCGUGAAAGAGAUAUUUUGGAACAGCUUGUGGUAGACAAGCAAACCAGCAUGAUGACUACUAUUGCAAUGAACCUGGGUCACCCUACUCAGGGUCAAUUGUACCACAAAGCCAUGGAGACCAUUGAUCGUACCAUGAAUGGCGCAAAAUCCAAGCUCUCAGCUCUCUUGAAUGAAUUCCUCCUGGCCAUCUUUGAAGAAAUGUUCAGCUACAUUAAUCAAAUCAGAAGCCACUCUCCAGACGUGCAAUACCCUUAUGCGCUCCAGUCCUUGAAGAUCAUCAUGCAUUUACUGGAAGAAAAUAUCAACAAUCACAAUCGUCAUUUGAUGAAGAUUUUUGAGAGUGUGCUUGAGCUGCCCAACAUGCAAUUCCAAGCGCUCUCUCUGUGGAAAACCUACAUUGAACAUUUGAGCAAAGACGCUGUUCGACUCAACAUCAAUGCCAUCAUCCAAGGAUUAUGCAACCUACUUGUGGUCAGCCCCUCUUCCAUUCGUGUCCAAGUAGCCACCACGCUCCAUGACUUGCUGGUUCACAACAGAGGUCUCACCGCCGAGGAUUACGCCAAUUUCCCCGUCUUGCCCCACUUUGAGGAACUCGCUGCUGCCAAGAGCUUGGUUCAAGAGCGCCAGAAAGCCAAGGUCGAAAACGAGGUUCUCAAUAUCAUUCUGGGAUUCUCCAAGUUUGACGACGGUCUCGUACUGUCCAAUCUUCAAAAGCUGCAAAAUAUCCUUGCCAACAAUCCCUACAACCGUUGCGAGGUCGACAGACUCUACGCCCAUCUGAUCCAUCUGAUCCGCAAGUACAGCACGCAUGAAAUGAUCUCUUACUACGCUGCUAUCUGCCUUGGUUUGCUUGGUGCUAAUGAUCCCAGUGCAGUCAGAAUGAGAGCUAUUGAUGACACUGUGUUUGUCAUGCGCAACUACAAUAACGACGAAGAGAACAUGGACUUUAUCUACGAUCUGAUUAUCAAUCACAUCUUCCCGUCUUACAACACUACCAAUGAUGAGACCAGCCGCCAUUGCAUGGAAUACUCUAUCCAGACCUUGCUGCAAAUCGCUGGAUUCCGUCCACCCAAAAAAAUGAGACGCGAUGGCCUGUUGCUCGCAUACAAUCGCUGGAGAAGAUUUCCGAGAGAAGUGCAAGAGUUUCUAGCUCCUUUCCUCGAGUCUGCCUACCAAGGCGCUUGGCCUGACGUGCAUGUGGAAUACCCCAUCUUUACCAAGGCUCGUACCUUCAAGGACUGGGUGCACAAAUGGUAUAUCUGUAUGACCAACGAAGCUCGUGGUACAGCCGCACGCAUAUUCAAAGCGUGUCUCCCUAUGGUCCAAUCUGACAUGACUGACAUUGCGCUUCACUUGCUCCCUUACUUGGUUGUACACACUGUUCUGUCUGGUAUCGGCGAUGCUGGACUUUCUGUUGCUAGGGAACUCCAAAUUGUCCUGGACAUCAAUGCCAAACCCGCUGAAAACCCUGAGAAGCUUAGCAUGAACCGUUACGCACUUCAAGUGGCUGUUGCUAUUACUGGAUACUGUCGUAAAUGGCUGCACCGGGUAGGUCGUGAUGAUCUUAGCUUGACAAGCAUGGUGGACCGUAUCAACGCUUUCUUGCGCCAAAUACCUGACCGAGACAUGGGUGUUGCUGCUUUCAAUACUGGUGCCUAUCCACAGGCUAUGAUGCACUUUGACACGUACUUGAAAGAGCAUUUCGACAACAAGAUACCCAACACAGACGCCGCCAUGGUCAACUAUUUUCGUCACAUUUAUCUUGAAACAGAGCAGCUCGAGGACUAUAAGGCCUUGAUGAGCGCUUACACCGCAAUUGUAACUCGUGAUGAACAAAUCGCUCAGCAUGUGAAUCUUGGUGAAUGGGAUUACGCAGAAAUUUUGUACAAGAGCAAGAUUAACGAUAGUCCUUUGGAUUUAUCAGCUUACACUGGCUACUUGGAAUGCUUGUCCAAAUCAAACAGAUUCGGCUCUUUACUCUACGAGGUUGACAACAAACUUACCGGCUCAAUUCCAUGGCAACCGCAGAUCAACUCUUACCGUAUUGAUGCUGCCUGGCAUGUGGAAGAUUGGCCAGCCCUUGAAAGGGCCGUCAAUAAGCCAAUGGAGCGAAAUGUCCGUGCUCUUGUGGGUUGUGCACUUCAUCAGAUGAAGAAUAACUUGCCUAUUCAGCUGACGUACACAAUUGAUGAAGCAAGAGCCAACAUCACAAAGCAGAUCGCCAUGGCCACUUCGGAAUCAUACAGAAAAUGCUACCCACAGAUAUUUGAGUUGCAAAUGUUGCAGGAGCUGGAGACCUCUCAAGAGCUGUGGAGCAAGCCAGAUGCAGUCAGUCAAAUUCAAGCCAUUCAGCCUCUCUGGGACGACUCCCUCCGAAGAAUCAUGCCGCGCUCACAAUACAGAUUGAACUUGCUUGAACUUCGCAAAGCAGCACUCUUUGACAUUAGAGGUUCCAAUUUGACCAGGGCGUAUGAGGCAAAGCUUUGGCUGAACUUGUAUAGAGAGAACAGAAAACUGGGUGACAUGGUGGCAUCUCUUGAUGCAUUAAAGCACGCUGAGCACCUCUCUGGGCGUGAACUACAUUGUGAAAUGGCGAAAUGGUUCUGGAAGAAAGGUUCAGUCUCUAAAGCCGCGCGACUCCUCCUCCAUUACAACAGUCCAGAAAAGUGGGACCCACAUGACGCACUAUUGAUGUCAGAUAUCUUUUUGGAGAGACCCAGCAUUCUCAAGGAUGACAGUUGUAGAGCCAUUCUCAGAUAUGCUUUGGAAAUUGAGCCUGAAAAGCUUGAAAAAGCAUUCUACAACACUGCAACCUACUAUGUGAACCGUAAACCUCGUUCUGCACCUGCCUCGGAAGCCUUCCUGAGGCUCCAUUCAUAUGUCAUCAGAUUAUCUAUCCAGGCACUUGAACACGGCUCCAAAUAUUACUACACCACAAUGUCUCGCCUGUUCAACUAUUACUUUGAUAACGAAAAGCUGGUGAAAGAUGCCAAAAAUGAAUCUGGUACCGAGACAAACAAGAGAAUCCUCGAAUGUGCUGACAAAAUCCAUGAUUUAAUGCUCAAGGCGGUCGAGUCUAUUCGUCCCUUCCAAUUUAUCUUGUUCCUGACCAGAUUGACCUCGCAUUUGAGCACUGACAACGAAAACGUCGCUACCUGCUUGCAGAAUAUAAUCACGAUCUGCUUUGUCAACUAUCCUCUCAAUACCAUUUGGCUCUUGUUGGGUGCUUUGGACUCUGAUUCUGCUCUUGUAGCAAAAAGAAUGAAGACCAUCUUUGAUAAGGCCAAGGCACAGAGUCCUGAUAACUCAAUCACUGGAAUCAUACAACAAGCCACUGCCGUCAAAAACGCUUUUCUCGAAAUAUUGAAUACUCCCUCUGAUGCUGAUAUUAUUGAUUUGAAUGACCGUGGCCACCGCAAUCCAUUUGCCCACCUCCAGGACCUCAGUAUCUAUCUGCCCAAUGAAGCCACAAUGGUGCCUACUUUGCCUGGCCAUAUUAGACAGAACGAUAAUUCCAUCAACCCGUUCCCGAACGCUCUUCCCACUAUCAAAUUCUUUGAUAGCAAGGUGGCUGUUAUGAAAUCAAUGCAAAGGCCAAAGCGUAUCAAGAUUACGGGCUCUGAUGGUGAGGUCUAUAGCUUUUUGUUAAAGAAGGAGGACGAUUUGCGCAACGAUGCUCGUACUAUGGAGUUCUUUUACAUGAUCAACCAUUUCCUCAGAAAAAAUGCUCAAUCUCGAGACAGCGAUCUCUACAUUCGUACCUUUGCCAUCGUGCCACUGGGUAAAAGAUGGGGUUUGAUUGAGUGGAUCGAUAACCUCGCCUCGCUAAAGUCCAUUGUCAAUGGGUAUUGGGAGGCUAGUGGUAACUUGUCAGUCAAUCAAAUUGGCCAAAAGAUGAGUGCCCAAAAGUUAAGUCUCGGUAGAGAAAAGGCAAAGUAUUUCAUAGACCAUAUUCUGCCCAUAUCACCUCCAGUGUUUUAUAAGUGGUUUUUGAAACACUUUCCCGAGCCAAACCAGUGGUUAGCAAGCAGAACAAGAUAUAUCAAGACCCUUGCCGUCAUGUCUGUCGUUGGCUACAUCGUCGGCCUCGGCGAUCGUCAUGCCGACAACAUCAUGUUCGAUGUAACCAACGGCGACGCGGUCCAUGUGGACCUUAACCUAGUGUUCGGCAAGGGUUCUACUUUACCUACGCCAGAGAUUGUGCCUUUCCGUCUUACGCAUAACUUGGUUCAUGCAAUGGGUAUCCUGAAGACCAAAGGUCUCUUCACUACUACUUGCGAGACUACGCUUCUUGUCUUGUUACGCAACAAAGACUCCCUGUACAGCGUAUUUCAAACAUUGUUGAAUGAAUUGGAUGCAACAGAAGCCGCUACCCACAAGCUAUCUCUCCGUAGCACUCAAAAAGGUACUGACAAGAUCAUGGCCUCUUUGACGAACAAAUUCAAGAUUGAGCAAAACGCUGUGAAUGCCAAGAUUAAAGAGCUGAUACAAUCAGCUACGAGCAAUGAGAAACUCGGCCAAAUGUUUGCAGGAUGGGCACCCUUUGUUUGA
Molecule: messenger RNA, 5970 nt
Organism: Mucor velutinosus
Lineage: Eukaryota; Fungi; Mucoromycota; Mucoromycetes; Mucorales; Mucoraceae
Exons: 22
Coding region: 1-5970 (1989 amino acids)
Biological process (GO): DNA damage checkpoint signaling; protein phosphorylation; telomere maintenance
Cellular component (GO): nucleus
Molecular function (GO): protein serine/threonine kinase activity; protein binding
Source: RefSeq, a predicted model, not a curated record